AUGAUUCUGACUGAAACGCAUUUGUAUGGUUUUUCUUCAAAAAAACUUUUUACUAACACUUAGAACGCUCCAAAUCUUCUAUAUAUUGAGAUAUUGACUAGUAGUUUGCGAGCGAGUAAAUAGAUAGUUCAUUAACUUGUGCGUAAAAAAUCCGUUAUCACCAUUCGACAGCUUCUCAGAGAAACUUCAUAUUUUUCACAAUGAAAUUGAAGAUGGGAAAUAGUUUUAAUGCUUGGAGCCGGUAGCUUCGGCCAGGUCUACAAAGUGAGGAAGGUUGUGCAGAAUAAGCCGCAACCAGAGGUAAGAACCCAAAACUUCGUCUAAAACUUGGUACUCAGAUGUAUGCGAUGAAAACAGAGAAUAAAAAAGGAGAUCCAAGCGGCAUGCGGCUCAAAAUUGAAGUUGGAAGCGAAAUUAAUAUCCCAGGAACUUUUUUUCAGGUUCACGUCAUGGAAAAAUGUCAUACGCUUCCAGAAUCGAGACGGAAACAUUUUGUUAAACUGUUCGAGAGAGGUUCAACCGAACAUUUCAAGGCUAGUUAUUUUUAUUGCGGCGAUAUGACGAGAUUAUUAUAGUGGAUUGUGAUGAACUUGGUGGGUCCUUCGCUCGACACGGUCCGACAGAUUUUGAAGAAGAAUUUCUCAGUGUCCACUGCCAUGCAGUGUGGCUUGCAGACGCUCGAAGUAGCCGGCCACGGUAUUUCUCAAUGUCAGAAAUUCAGGCUUUGUCGGACCUCCACUCGAUCGGAUUUUUGCACCGCGACAUCAAACCAGCCAACUUCUGCAUUGGUAGUGACGAAACGGAAGAAAUCGUCUUCAUGUUAGACUUUGGCAUUGCAAGACGGUAUCUCAAUGAAGAUGGCACUCUCAGGGUUACGCUUGAAUUUGAUUUUUGUUCUGAAAUGAGCUUUUAGGCGUCCCGAACACAUGGUAAGUUCAAGGGAACUCCACGGUUCUGUUCCAGAGCGGCGCAUCUUCUUCUGGAACUGGGGAGGAAAGACGACGUCGAGAGCUGGCUUUUCAUGGUUUGUUUUUGUUGAACACUAUUGUCAAAUUCCGUACAGUUUCAGCUUUUCGAUUUUUAUGACAAUAUUCAAGGUCUUCCAUGGAAAGGAAAACAAAAAGAAAUAGUUUUUGACCUCAAAAAACAAGUGUUCACGCCACUCUAUUCUAGUAAGGGAAGUUGCAGAUUGAUUUAAAAAAUGAGUUUAUUUAGCUAGCGAGUUACAUUCAACACAAAUACCGAAACAAAUGAGAAACAUUGUGACAUACAUAAACAAUCUCAAGUUCGAGUGCGAGCCGGACUACAAGUCGAUGAAAAAAGAAACUUGGCUAUUGAUUUUUCUCUAGGUACAUUAAAAACGUAAUAUCGAUGGCAGCGACCGAAAUGCGAGUUGAUUUGAAUGCUAAACUUGACUGGAAAGGUCAAGCUGAAACUUUGAACCAUGUCAAAAAAACAGAAGAGGUAUCUUCUGCCUACACAGUUUUUUUUUCAUGCAAUGAUACUUUUUUUGGCUGGCAAGACUGGGUCGGAGGCUAUUUCGGAAGUACAUACGGAAAACUCCAACUUAUGUCGGCCGAACACAGCGACGAUAGAACGGAGGUUCCAGUCAUGAUGAAUUGAAGAAGUUUAUGCGGAAGAUUCAGAGUCCUGGCGUCUACAUCGGUCAGAAUGAAGCUUGCAGAAUCCACUCCUCGACAAUAACUUGA
Messenger RNA from Caenorhabditis auriculariae, 1709 nucleotides. The record is from the annotation of a GenBank genome assembly. Lineage: Eukaryota; Metazoa; Nematoda; Chromadorea; Rhabditida; Rhabditidae.